CCUCCGUAGCCCUUCAUCUCUGGUCACCCUUCCCCCAGCGUCCCUGUUCCUCAGGUUUUCCCCGAGAGUUCCCGUGCCCUAGUGCUUUACCCCCCAUUCCCCGGUGCCUGUCCACCACAUCUUCCCCACCUCCCUCCCCUGCGCCCUCCACAUUUUCCUCUAGUACCUCCCAUCCAGCCCCCUCUCCCACCUCCAUUCCUACUCCGCGGCUGCCUGUUGGUCACUCUGGGAUCUGCUAACUCUAGAUCUAUAACCUGUUUCAGAUUAAGUAGCAAACGUUUGCAGUAACCCCAAGGGCAAGUCAAACACAAGUUUUGAAACAAAUUCUACCUUGGCGGUGUUUGGAAAAAGGCAGUGUUCGGCAGAGGAGAAAAUUUUCCAGAGGGCUGGGGAAAGUAUCUGGGAAGACUUGCCUGGGCCUCCUUCCUUUGUUUUGUUCUUAGGACUCUGUCUCUCCCCUCAAAUAUGUCAUCUGAGUAUCUGCCCCUCUGCACUGGCAGUCUCUGUUCUCAGUGAGGGAGCGCUUGGUAGAUUGUCUUUCUAGGAGGGAGUUGAGAGGCUCAGCACUGUUGGCAUGUAGGGGAAAUUGAAGAGCCCUCUGCGGUGGUAGGGUUUGGCAUUUGCAUUGGCCCAUGCCUUUAUCCUCCACUGAGACCUGCCUGGGAGUGUUGUGAGGAAAAACCUGGUUAAUUUUUUGCCGUUCUGGUAGUCACAAAGCUUUUCUGUAGGAAUUGUCUCCAGUCAACAUAUUCUACUAGCCAGGCUUUCAUUCUGUGACAGCCUUUUUAAGAGUCUGCUUCUCGAGGUGAGAAGCCUCAGUUGUUUCCAUCAUUCUUCUGGCAGGAUGAUGGUUUGAGAUCUCUUUCCCCAGCAAGAUAUCCUCAAAGAAGUGAUAUUCAUAUUUGACUGUGGGCCUUCUUGUGUAGUCUUCCAAACAUAGCAUAGCAGAACCAAGGCCCCAUUCGUCCAGCUUGGUUUGUGUUGACACUGUCCACUUUGAGGCCUUCUAUGCUACUUCUGCUCAAUGUGUCUUCCUGUGCCCUCUUGUGCUGUUAGCUGUGCUGGUUACUUCUGAGUAGGGACUGUAGUUAAAGUAUUACAGCAAGUAGUAAUGUAGUAAAGGACAGCCUCCUAAAAGUACUUCUUCACUUUGAGAAGUUGAAGUCAACUCUAUUGUAUUCUGGUACAACAGUGGGAUUUUGUUUGGAUCUCAUAUAGACCUGGUUGGCUUCAACUUACUGAAGAUGACCUUGAAAUCCUGAGACUUCUUGAUUCAGAAAGUCUACUAGUCUUCCUGUGGUUCAGUGGUCUUUUCCCUAACAGUUUAUAUCAGCAUCACCAUCUUAUGUGAAAUAAAGCUGUUAGUUUGGAGAAGUUACUUGAGUCUUUCUUGAUUGUAAUCUUGAUCAUGGGUGGUGCUGUGAGUGCUGGUGAGGACAACGAUGAGCUGAUUGAUAAUUUGAAGGAAGCCCAGUACAUCCGGACCGACCUGGUAGAACAGGCUUUCCGAGCUAUUGAUCGAGCAGAUUAUUAUCUUGAAGAAUUUAAAGAAAAUGCAUACAAAGACUUGGCAUGGAAGCAUGGAAACAUUCAUCUGUCAGCCCCGUGCAUCUACUCAGAGGUGAUGGAGGCAUUGGAUCUGCAGCCUGGGCUUUCAUUUCUGAACCUAGGCAGUGGUACUGGCUAUCUCAGCUCUAUGGUGGGCCUCAUUCUAGGUCCUUUUGGUGUGAACCAUGGGGUGGAACUUCACUCAGAUGUGACCGAGUAUGCAAAGCAGAAGCUGGAUGUCUUUAUCAGAACGAGUGACAGUUUUGACAAGUUUGAUUUCUGUGAACCUUCCUUUGUAACUGGCAAUUGCCUGGAGAUUUCUCCAGAUUGUUGUCAGUAUGACCGUGUGUACUGUGGGGCUGGUGUACAGAAAGAACAUGAAGAAUAUAUGAAGAAUCUUCUCAAAGUUGGAGGGAUCCUUGUCAUGCCUCUGGAAGAGAAGGUCAGGUUCCCUUUACAGUUGACGUUUGUAUAUCCUGUCCACCAGAGUCUGUUCCAGUUGACCAAGAUAACACGCACAGGCCCUUGUGCUUGGGAAACAAAAAAGAUUCUGGCUGUUUCCUUUGCCCCUCUGGUCCAGCCCUGCCGUUCAGAGUCAGGACAGUCCAGACUUGUCCAGCUACCGCCGCCAGCCGUGCGCAGCCUACAGGACCUGGCACGUCUUGCCAUCCGUGGCAGCAUCAAGAGGGCCAUGCGCCAGGAAGUGGCCAGAGGAGGCGGAGGAGGAGGAGACGGAGGUGGAAGCGGCCUGAAGAGCACGCCUAUGUUUAAAAGAAGACGAGUCCGCCGCCGUCGAAUGGAGACCAUUGUCUUUUUGGACAAGGAAGUCUUCGCCAGUCGAAUUUCCAACCCCUCUGAUGACACCAGCUGUGAGGAUGGAGAGGAGGAGCGGCAAGUGGCAGAGAGGACCCCGCGGGAGGUCAAGCCUGAGCCCCCCGUAAAUUUCCUUCGCCAGAGAGUGUUACGCCUUCCUCUUCCGGACCCGCUGAAGUACUACCUGCUGUAUUACAGGGAAAAGUAAGCCGUGGGAAAGGGGUGCCAGGAUGCCCAGAGGGAGCUCUUGGCCUGGUUUCUCACGUCUUUUCCCUUUCUUGGUUACUGACUAUCCUCCAAAACUUUGAUGCAAUGGUGUGAUUUAUUUAAGCACAAUCCAACAAGACAGUGCAUAGAAGUGUUUUCCUCAGGUGGGGAGCGUCUUGUUGGCUCUGCUGAAACAUGAUCCAGUGGGAGGAGCGAGGAGCAUGACAUCUUCCCUUUCCCAGGCAAAUUUACACAAGGGGCUGGAACUGAACUGAUCCUUUGUGAAGCAAGGGGCAAGACUGACUGUAAAGGUGUGACAUCUUCUCUCUAGAUGUGGCAUACCAUCACUGAGCUUGAAUUUUAUGGUAUGGACCUUUUACAUGCUGUCACUGAGUUCCACUGACAUUUGUAGUUUUCUAGGUGAGGAAAGCUGCCCUUAUUUUAAUCAAACUAAUCACAUCUUACAUGAACUAUCAACUGUAAUUUUUAAAAGGAAAAAAUGAGGAGGAAUAAAAGGAUAAACUGCCAGAUGUCUUUCUGAAAUUUCCAAAGACUUCCAAGCAAUUUGUUCCCCACCCCAUAUCUUCUGUUACUUUAUAGGAACCAUCAUCAAGUAAAAUCUUACAAAAUAUUCUAGAAAAAAAAAGAGUUUUCUUUCCUUUUUUUUUUUUUUUUUAAAUCUAUGUGUGAUAAGCUUUUCUCUAACCUUAGGGAUGAUUCAUGAAUCAUUCAUGACCAACUGCAAAGACAGAAUAGGUUUCUUAGGUGUUGAUAUGUGAGUUCUCAGAGUAGUGGCGAGACUGCAGGGCAUAUCAGACUAGAGAAUGUUGCAAACAGCCUGUGCUUCUUGACUUCAGUUUGCUAUCUUUCUGUGAUCACAUUAGAAUAAUGAUUCAUAGAUUUUUAUCUUUUAUAAUUCUGGAGAAAAAAAUUUGUUAGUUUUGUAAAUUUUCUUAAGAGCAAAUGUAUUUUACUAGCUCCAUUGCAUUAAAACAGUUUAACUCAGUGAUUUGUGAAAUCCAUCUUCUCCAGGCCUUUGGUGUUGAGAACGUUCUAUCAAGUUGUAGGUUUAUGAAAAAAACAACAAAAAGCAAAACAAACAAAAAAACCUUUCUGGCUGUCAGAUGGCAGGACUUGAAGUUAUACUGCUGAUUCCAAAAGUUGGCCCCUUUUAAAAAAUAUUUUUUUUACCCAAAGAAAAGUGUAAAUUGUUAGUAAUAACCCCAAAUUAAAGUGUUAAUGUUGGAUUAAGUGCUGUGAUUUUUAUGAUUUACUUUAACCUUAGCCUCUUGUGACUUGCAGGGAGGGGCUUGAUAGGCCUAUGAUUUCUACAUCUUAAAUGGUUAUUUUGGAUCUUUUCUGCUUUUGAAAAAAAAAUUAGGCGAAUCAUUUUUUUUUUUUAACCACACAAUGUAGUCUGCAUGUGUAGCUGGGAGAACAUAUAUUGCCCUACAUUGGUAAAUAUAAACUGUGUUAAAGAAAGUUCAUAGUUGUUUUUAAUCUGCCUUUUAACUUAAAGUCCGGCUUCUUUUCUUUCAGAGAGAAAUGCAUGCUCUAACCUGACUUGCUAAUGUUUUAUAGUUUGCAGAUCCCUGUCAACAUUAACUCUGUUAGCUAGACUUCUAUGUUUCACAGAAAAUUUUGAAUAUAAUAUUAAAUAAAUGAUAUCUGUGAAGUCUGUAUAUUAGAUGGCUUUACUGAAUUUUUCCCUGUUAUUGAAUAUGGGCGUGUUUUGGAACAGCCACAUUUACCUUUAUGCUGGAUAAAAAAAAAUGAUUGCAAUGCAUACAUGUUUUUUCUUUAUAUGUUAAACUUUUCUUAGUAUUUUGUAUUUACAUGCUAUCUGUUUUGUGAUUUUAAAACCAGAAUUCAGUUAAAUAUAGUUGUAAUAUAUGUGAGAAAUAGAUUGGUCUUUAUAUUAUAAAACCAAUAGAAAAUUGAAAAUUUUCUGUAAGUACUUUGCUGCCAGAAUUCAUUGUAAUAUACUAUGUUCUGUUUUCAUACUAGUAAAUCUUAAUAUAGUCAAAUGUUUGUCUUCAGAAUCUAUAUUGUAAACAACAUUCUUGGCAACUGUUUAUGUUUCGAGUAGUUGGCAUUUUAAACGUAAGUUCUCUUGUAGUGAUCAAAGGUGUACGCAAAAAUACAUUUGCCAGUGUGGAACUUACAAGUGGAAAUCCAAGAAAUUAGAAAUAUUGAUUCUAAUGAGAUGUGUCACAUGGAUGAACACAAAUGAAUCAAUCAAUAAAAAAGUAGUUAAGACAUUA
Messenger RNA from Nannospalax galili (Upper Galilee mountains blind mole rat), 4832 nucleotides. It is a transcript of the gene Pcmtd2, whose product is annotated as protein-L-isoaspartate (D-aspartate) O-methyltransferase domain containing 2. Lineage: Eukaryota; Metazoa; Chordata; Mammalia; Rodentia; Spalacidae. Gene Ontology annotation, cellular component: cytoplasm. Gene Ontology annotation, molecular function: protein-L-isoaspartate (D-aspartate) O-methyltransferase activity. Gene Ontology annotation, biological process: protein modification process. The coding region runs from base 1409 to 2569 and encodes 386 amino acids. The transcript is spliced from 7 exons. The record is from RefSeq and is a predicted model, not a curated record.